Medicago truncatula (barrel medic) is the source of this 634-nucleotide messenger RNA. RefSeq lists its product as uncharacterized. NCBI's taxonomy places the organism in Eukaryota, Viridiplantae, Streptophyta, Magnoliopsida, Fabales, Fabaceae. Bases 88 to 279 code for a protein of 63 amino acids. The record is from RefSeq and is a predicted model, not a curated record. The transcript has 3 exons.
CUCAGUAAUCGACACAAAACAGAACAGAAGAAAGGAGAAGAAAGGAGUGAAUCGAAAUCGAAAUUGAAAUUGAAAUUGAAAUUGAAAAUGGCUGUGAUGGAGAGGCUCAGAAUGUUCGUUGCUCAAGAACCAGUUGUCGCUGCUUCUUGUCUCAUCGCUGGCUUUGGCCUUUUCCUUCCUGCUUUUGUGAGGCCUAUGCUGGACACAUAUCGAGCAGCCGAGCAACCACCUCAACCUGCUUUGAGCGAUGUGGUUGCAGGUAUGACUGGUAAAAAGUAAGCUGAUUCACUUGGGAUACAAGGGAAUAAUUGGCAACUUCUCUGUUUGGACUUUUUUUUUCAUCUGUGAGUAAUAAAAGUACCUAGUUACAAAAUAUUUGAUUGAGAAUCCAUUUGUAACAAUCUAUCUGUUCCAGAUUAAUCCAGAGGCUUCAUUUAAUAUUUAAGUUAAGUCUUUGGUUGAAUGUCAGUUUAUUCUGCCACCUGAUGUAUUUUGCCUCUACUAGCUAAUGCACUUUCUGAAUUGUUCCUCUAGUGACAAUAAGGAGUUUUGUUUAGCUUACUUGAAUACAUGAAUGUUGUUUAUAAAUCGAAUUGUCAUUUAAUAUUAAGGACAUGACUACAGCUUAAUGUUA